This is a messenger RNA of Nerophis ophidion (straightnose pipefish), 1656 nucleotides long. RefSeq names its product activator of 90 kDa heat shock protein ATPase homolog 1-like. Lineage: Eukaryota; Metazoa; Chordata; Actinopteri; Syngnathiformes; Syngnathidae. The record is from RefSeq and is a predicted model, not a curated record. Gene Ontology annotation, biological process: protein folding; positive regulation of ATP-dependent activity. Bases 177 to 1196 code for a protein of 339 amino acids. Gene Ontology annotation, molecular function: ATPase activator activity; protein-folding chaperone binding. Gene Ontology annotation, cellular component: cytosol. The transcript is spliced from 9 exons.
GCCAACUUCCGUUUCCAGCAAGUUCUCUGCCUCCGCGAAUAAAUGCUCGAGCACGGCCGGCGGGGCUGCGGGAGGUAGACACUUCUAGAAGCAACGUGUGUUCAUUCACCGGCAAGCAGAGUCGAGCGCCGCUCCUUUUUUUUUUUUUUUUUAAAUAAUAAAAAACAGCAGCUAAGAUGGCCAAAUGGGGAGAAGGCGACCCUCGCUGGAUCGUAGAAGAGCGAGCCGACGCUACAAAUGUCAACAACUGGCACUGGACGGAACGGGAUGCCACAAGCUGGUCGUCCGACAAAUUGAAAAGCCUCCUUCUGGGGCUGUGCGUGGAGAACGAGGAGGGCUGCUGCGAGGUCUCUGAGGUCAGCAAGUUGGAAGGCGAGGCGUCGAUCAACAACCGCAAAGGGAAACUUAUUUUCUUCUACGAGUGGAACAUGAAGGCAACUUGGACCGGAAAGUCAAAAUCAGGAAUCAAAUACAAAGGGACCAUCGAGAUUCCCAACCUGUCCGACGAGAACGACAUGGAGGAUCUGGAUAUCAGCAUCUCACUCAACAAAGAUGAACCGGAGACGCCGCUGGUCCAGCUGAUGAAGUCCAAAGGAUCCGAGAAGAUCCGCAUGGCCCUAGGAAGCUAUGUGGACUAUCUAAAAACAGAGUUUACCCAGGGGAUGAUCCUGCCCACUGCGAACGGCAUGGUGCAGCUGCAGUCCACCUCGCAGUCCAAAUGCAAGGCGGACAAAACCCAGAUUUCAUCAUCAAGCAGCACUGCGGCGCCGGUCCACACAGGCGUGAAGAUCCCCACAUGCAAGUUCAGCAUAAGGGAGACGUUUCUCACGUCGCCCGCAGACCUCUACAGAGUCUUUGUCAACAAGGAGAUGACUCAAGCGUUCACACACGCUCCAGCGAUGGUGGACGCAGAGAAGGGCGGCAAAUUCCGUCUUCUCGAUGGAAAUGUUUUGGGGGAAUUCACUGAACUGGUACCUGAUGAGAAGAUAGUGAUGAAGUGGAGGUACAACAAUUGGCCCUGCGAGCAUUACGCCACCGUCACGCUGCACUUCGGCGACCGCAGCAGCGAGACGGAGCUGAAGGUGGACUGUCGAGGCGUCCCCGACAACGACGAGGAGCGUACGAAAGAUGGCUGGAAGAGAUACUACUUUGAAGCCAUCAAACAGACUUUUGGCUACGGGGCGCGGCUCUUCUGAAACCUCUCUUCGGCUUUUAGAUCAUCCUCAUCAUCCUCCACGAGGCUCAUCUGUGUGCAAAUGUUUUCAUAUUUAAUUCCCAAGUUUGUUUUUAGUUGCCUCUCUUCAGUAUUCGGUCCAAUUUAAAAGGAGCAAAGUGGGCGGCGCCUAUGUGAGAAGAACCACUAAUUGGCCUCCACAGCGAUGUGAUUGCAGAACUGAAAAACUAAAUAAAUGUUGGUUUGCCGUUAAUUUCACAAACUGCUGCGAAACUGAAUGUUGUUGUUUUUUUUUUACUCCAGGAUGCAACUGUAGCGCCGAUGUAUGCACGACAGCACCUGCGCAUCCGCCUUUUCAUGCAAACAUCUCGCCAAGCUCCUCCCCCGCGUCCUGCACAAAUGUUUCUUCUCUAGGUUUUAGCGCUCCUAUUUAUAUCCCCGUGUAAAAAGUCACCUUUAUUGGAAUAAAAGACAUCACCGCA